Messenger RNA from Enhydra lutris kenyoni (northern sea otter), 3457 nucleotides. It is a transcript of the gene DZIP1, whose product is annotated as DAZ interacting zinc finger protein 1. Bases 47 to 2614 code for a protein of 855 amino acids. NCBI's taxonomy places the organism in Eukaryota, Metazoa, Chordata, Mammalia, Carnivora, Mustelidae. The record is from RefSeq and is a predicted model, not a curated record. Gene Ontology annotation, biological process: cilium assembly. The transcript has 20 exons. Gene Ontology annotation, cellular component: cytoplasm; ciliary basal body.
CGCCCCCUCCUCGGAUGCCGGCGGAGGCGGCGGUUUGCUUCCAAGCAUGCCCUUCCAGAAGCACGUCUACUAUCCGCUGGCCAGCGGCGGCCUGGAGGGCCCCGACGCCCCCGCAGCUGCCUCGGGCGCGCGCUCCGCGAUGGCCAGUGGCCCCUACAGCGCGGCGUCGGGCCCCCUGCCCUUCUUCCAGUUCCGGCCGCGGCUGGAGAGCGUGGACUGGCGGCGGCUGAGCGCCAUCGACGUGGACAAGGUGGCGGGGGCGGUGGACGUGCUGACGCUGCAGGAGAACAUCAUGAACAUCACCUUCUGCAAGCUGGAGGACGAGAAGUGCCCGCACUGCCAGUCGGGGGUGGACCCGGUGCUGCUGAAGCUCAUCCGCCUGGCGCAGCUCACCAUCGAGUACCUGCUGCACUCCCAGGAGUUCCUCACGUCGCAGCUGCGCGGCCUGGAGGAGCGCCUGCGCCUGAGCGUGGCCGAGAGCGAGCAGAGCCAGAAGCUCCUCGCCAAGCAGGCUGGGGAGAUGAAGCUGCUCAAGGAAGAGUGUAAACGCAGGAAAAAGAUGAUCUCGACCCAGCAGCUGAUGAUCGAGGCCAAAGCCAGCUAUUACCAGUGCCAUUUCUGUGACAAGGCCUUUAUGAACCAAGCUUUCCUACAAAGUCACAUUCAGCGGCGCCACCCCGAAGAUUCUCACCUCGAGUAUAAGAAAAAGGCACAGACUGAUAAGCUCCAGAGUGAGAUUGACAUGCUCAAGGAGCAGCUGCAGCUCACCAGGUCUCAGCUGGAGGCUGCCCAGCACGCCCACGCCGUCAGGUUCUCCAAGGAAUAUGAAAUGCAAAAAACAAAAGAGGAAGAAUUUCUCAAGUUAUUUGAUAGAUGGAAGGAAGAAGAAAAGGAGAAACUGGUUGGUGAAAUGGAAAAAGUCAAGGAAAUGUUUAUGAAGGAGUUUAAAGAAUUGACUUCCAAGAAUUCAGCAUUAGAAUAUCAACUGUCAGAAAUCCAGAAGUCUAACAUGCAGAUCAAGUCCAACAUUGGCACGUUAAAGGACGCCCAUGAAUUUAAAGAAGAACGCCCUCAGUAUCCCCAAGAUUUCCAAAAUGUGAUGCAGUUUCUUGACAGUCAGGAAAGCAAGUGGACCGCGCGAGUUCAAGCUCUUCAUCAAGAACACAAGAAAGAGAAGGGUCGGCUCUUGUCACAUAUAGAGAAACUUCGGACCUCCAUGAUAGAUGAUCUCAAUGCAAGUAAUGUUUUCUACAAGAAAAGGAUAGAAGAGCUAGGGCAGAGACUCCAGGAACAGAACGAACUGAUUAUCACACAGAGACAACAGAUUAAAGAGUUUACCAGUAAACCAUUAAACAGCGUCAGUGAGCCCAAAGGGAAUCCUGUAAUCUGGCAAACUUUCGAAUCUAAGCCAACUGCCCCAGCUGUACCUAUGAGUGCCUCACCCGUACAGACUGUGGAUACUAAAUCAGGUCUCACAGUGGCCCACGAGCAGGCAUUCUCAUCGCACAUACUGGAAACCAUAGAAGAGCUUUCAGAGGAAGAAAAAGGAAGGGAGAACGAACAGAAAUUAAAUCACAGCAAGGUCCACCUAAGGAAAGCUUUGAAGAGUAACCCCUCCCUCACCAAGGAAAUAAGGAGCGUCUUGGAGCAGAGUUUGCUAGAGAAGCUGGAAACCUUGGGGAUUAAUGCAGAUAUACGUGGAAUUCCAAGCGAUCACUUCAGCAGGGUGCUAAGAACUGUGGAAUCAGCAAGACACGAACGAGAGAGACAUAUACCCAACAUUCAGCAAAUUCGAGACUUCCUUGAACAUGAGGUCAGCUGUAAAAUUGAGGAAAGAACCUUACUGACCUCGGGUAAGCCCUACGUUCCUCAAGUGGAUACCCUUUCCAAUGGAGAGAUACCCAAGGCUGUGCAGCUUCCUCCCAGAAGCAGACAGCUGAUAAGACAAAGACCUGUUUUUACCGAUAGGACGUCUGUCCCAAAAAUUAAGAAAAAUAUCAUAGAAGAUCAUUUUCCCAGAAAGACUUCAACUAUUACGACCCCUCCGUUCAGUUCGGAGGAAGAGCUAGAUGGUGAUGACGUCCUCCAGGCGUGUGCAUCCCCGGACUUGCUUCCUGCGCCGUCCUCCAAAAGCAACAGGUGUAGCUUUGGGAAGAACACGGUCAGAAGCGACACGGACUGGACCGAGGGAAGUGAAAUCGAGGACUCCGAUGUUUCUCCCAAGCCCGCAGGAACCGCCAUUAAAACACUAACCAAAAAAGUUGAAAAGACGGUUUCAAAUCACAGAAAUGUGAAUAAGCCAGCGGGUGGGAUUAACGUUGCUGAGGCGUUCAUCAAAAAAGAGUUAAAAGAAGAACUAAAGUGCGCGGACGUGGAUGAUGACGACUGGGACCUGUCAUCCUCAGAGGAGGAAGGAUCUCUGGGCAAGAAAACCGGGAGAGAACGGAAGGAACCUCUCCUUGUGAAGAAUGAGGCAAAUUCAACUCAAGUGCCAAGUGCCUGGGGCACAUCUAAUCUGAAGGGGCCACAUGCAGAAGGACUUCAAGACGAAUCCAGCACCCUGAAAAGCAGCUUAGUGACGGUGACUGACUGGAGCGACUCUUCAGAUGUGUAACCACCGCCUCAGGGGGGUCAAGGUGAAGACACGGGCAGGUUUCCAGCGACCUGCCCACAAGACCCCCACCCCCCGCUCCUGCCUUACAGUAUUUCCCACGAGAACACCGAAGCUGAUUCCAAGAACAAGGAUCUCUUUAACAGCACCUAAUUCAGUAUCAGAAAACAAAAAUUGUCAACAGUAUUUUGAAGCAUAUAGAGGUGUUUGACUUCUGCUGCUUAAAAUUAAUAUGUCAUUUGAAGUCAUAAAAAGUUUUUUCUUCAGAACGGUACUCUAGUGUUUAAGUGUAUUUUUUCAACUAAUUUUUAAGUGAAUUUUUUUAAACUUAUAGCAGGUUUCAGUUUGAAUUAAAACUUUUUUUUUAAUAUAUCUUAUGUCCAUUUUCACACUGGAAGUGUUUUAUUAUAAAAUUCCAUUAAUACGCUUAAAAUUGAAUUAGUGGAAUCAGUGAAAUCUUAAGAGUAGAUUGGUUAUUUUUCAUAUAGAAAUAAGUUUAGAAUUAUAAAAAUAGAGCUGGGCUAAGUUAAAUACAUUCUCCAGAAGUAUGUACACCAUACUCCAACUUGAGCCCUUGUAAGCAUGUUGUUAUUAAACAAUUAUUUUACAACGUUAAAUACCAUUUCUGCAGUAUAAGCUCUACCUUGGAUAUUUUAUGAGUAAAAUGUAGCUGUUUUCAAUGUCAAUUAAUUUAUCAGUAUAUGCAAAGGUUGAGUCAUUACUGAAUUCAUACGUGUAUGUCGGGUUUUUUCCCCACUCUUUUCAAAUGCCAACCCAUAUUAUAAAAUACCUCAAAACUAAUUAGUUCUGUUCUUAACAAUUGUCAGUGGUCAGAAAGUUCACAUA